AUGCAUGCACGUGCGACCCCUCGACGACAGGAACCUGCCUUCGCCUGCGACCCACAACCGCCCGCGCGUCCCCUUGAUCCCACACCUGUCUCCUCUAGUCCACGCUCGCUCGCCACCGAGUGCCUUCGACUGCAUCAACCCCUUGGGCCCACGCACCCGUCUUCGCCUGCGACCUACAUCCGCACUCGUGCGUCUCGUCAAGCCCAUGCACGCAUUCUAACCUGA
Heterobasidion irregulare TC 32-1 is the source of this 225-nucleotide messenger RNA. RefSeq lists its product as uncharacterized. The record is from RefSeq and is a predicted model, not a curated record. NCBI's taxonomy places the organism in Eukaryota, Fungi, Basidiomycota, Agaricomycetes, Russulales, Bondarzewiaceae. The transcript has a single exon. Bases 1 to 225 code for a protein of 74 amino acids.